Messenger RNA from Nasonia vitripennis (jewel wasp), 1552 nucleotides. Its product is annotated as RNA exonuclease 4. The transcript is spliced from 2 exons. The record is from RefSeq and is a predicted model, not a curated record. The coding region runs from base 468 to 1319 and encodes 283 amino acids. Gene Ontology annotation, biological process: rRNA processing. Gene Ontology annotation, molecular function: 3'-5' exonuclease activity; nucleic acid binding. NCBI's taxonomy places the organism in Eukaryota, Metazoa, Arthropoda, Insecta, Hymenoptera, Pteromalidae. Gene Ontology annotation, cellular component: nucleus.
CCGCACUCGUCUCGACUCUCGUUCAGUCGUUCAUGUGCGGGUGAACCCUCUAGCGGACAUCUAAAAAAGACGGUAUGGAUUCGUGGAAUGGAAUCCUCAAAAGACAAAACACAACCGCCAUAGAGGGCGCAUCGAUACCGUGUAAUGCGUAUUCUGGCUUGUGGCUGAUGCCAUUAUUAUAUGUUUGCAGCGCGUUCUGAAGAAAACGGUCGCUUUUUGAGGUUAUACGAGAAUCAACACAAGAUUGAUUGAGUAACAGUAUAUUCUGACGAAAUCCAGAGAAAGAAAAUUAUGAAGAAAAGUAUAGAUUUCGUCAAGUUCUAUGAUAAUCUCAAUUAGCGAUUACUAAAAAUGAGCAGUUUCGAUCAGUGUUUUCAAGUAUUCGUUCCUGUUAUUUUUACGACGUACACGUGACAUUGGACGAGCGUAAAAAAAGUAGCUGUAAGUUCGAUAGUUCAAAUAGCAAAAUGAUAGCUGAAGCUGUAAAUAAUAAGGUCAAUAAGCUCCUGUCCAACAAGUUGACAAACCCAACUGGAGGAGAACAGAAGAAAGAUGUACCUGCAAGUAAAAAAGAUGCCAAUAUUGGACUCAGAAUACCUGGUUCCAACUGGCAAAUGUUUAAAACUCUUGUCACAGAAACUUCAAACGAAACGAACCCCAGUGAUAUUCAGGUAAAGCGUAAAAAGCGCAAUCGCAAACGUACUCAAAGCAGUAAGGAACCUGCACCAAAACAGCAAAUUCAAGUUCAGCAGCAGGCAGCCAAGACUGAGACAAAAGAAAACGAGAAGAAAGAGGAAUCCAACACCGGACUGACAAAAGUGGUUGCCAUGGAUUGUGAAAUGGUCGGCAUAGGAGAUGGAACCGACAGUAUGGUCGCACGUGUAUCAAUUGUAAAUAGACAUGGAUAUUGUGUUUACGACAAGUAUGUGAAACCCACUGAAAAAGUGAAAGAUUACCGCACAGCUGUCAGUGGUAUUCAACCUCAUCAUUUGGAAACUGGACAAGACUUCAAGGUCGUACAAAAAGAAGUAGCGGAAAUUCUUCGCGGUCGAACUCUCGUAGGCCAUGCUCUUCACAAUGAUUUGGCUGUGCUUUUUCUGUCGCACCCAAAGCGCUUUCAACGGGACACGUCAAGAUAUAAAGUCUUUCGCAAAGUUACUAAAGGUAAUACGCCAAGUUUGAAGAAAUUGGCCUCUGAACUUCUCGGUCUGGACAUCCAAUCCGCGGAGCACGAUUCCAUCGAAGACGCCCGAGCAACCAUGCAACUGUAUCAACUCUUCAGAAAGAAAUGGGAGAACGACAUCAGAACCAAAAGAUGAAGAUUUGUUUGGAUACAUACGAUACAAUGAUCUAUGACUUCGAAAAAAACCAAUGGCAUCUCUCUUUUCGAUAACAGAUGGCACUCGUGCCUUUUCCUUAAAUAUUGUAAAUGUGUGCAUAAGACGAAAAACAAAUUAUAUAAAAAAUUAUUUUAAGUAUUUUUCUAUUGUUAAAUAAAGUUAAUUAUAUUGGAAAAAAGAAGCAAAUAAAUGAAUAUGAGUAAUAAGUUUUA